CCUCCAUGGACGUUUUGCAGAAGCUCCUCUCCGCUCUCCAUCAUCAUCUGCAGGAAAAUGCGAGCGGGGAGCGGUAACAAAAUGUCAACUCGGGCUGCUCUCCCUCACCCGCAGACAUGAGCGGAGCUCCGUCUGCAUCAACCAGCCGCAACAAGUCGCUCUCACCAUGCGGAUCCACUGCAAAGUAGUUGUGAUCGCCGUGUGUUUCGGAGUUUUCCUACUUUUGUACUUUUUGGGGGGCAAAGCCGCGGACGAUCCGCUGUUGAGAGAAGUUGCAGAGCAAGAGGAGAAGAAAAAGGAGGAGGAAAGCAACUCUUCAAGGCGAUCGCACUCUGACUUUGGACGCAAUGUUGCAGAGAAGUUUGCAAAGAAAUCCCCAGUGGAAGAGCCUCUCCAGGGACGCAAAGAGAGGAAAGCGAUCAAUAGAGGCAUGAAUGCAAAGAGUAAACCGCGGAACAUCGUGGGCCGACCUCUGACUAAGCGAAGACGGGCGAAGGACGUGAUGCACCUGGCCGUGGUGGCCUGUGGGAAUCGUCUGGACGAGACCCUCACCAUGGUCAAAUCAGCCCUCCUGUUCAGCCUCAAGAGGAUCAUGUUUCACAUUUUUGCUGAGGACCCUUUGGCCCCGCAGUUUGAAAAAAGGCUGAAUCAGUGGCCUCACUCCAUCUCCUCCAAGUUCCAGUACAGAAUCUACCCAAUCACCUUCUCCGUGGGGAACGCCGACGAGUGGAAGAAGCUCUUCAAGCCCUGCGCUGCUCAGAGACUCUUCCUCCCCGUCAUCUUGAAAGACGUGGACUCGUUACUUUACGUAGACACAGAUGUGCUGUUCCUGCGGCCAAUGGACGACAUCUGGAGCUUUCUGAAGUCCUUCAACAGCACUCAGCUGGCAGCAAUGGCCCCGGAGCACGAGGUCCCAAAGAUUGGCUGGUACAGCCGCUUCGCACGGCACCCUUUCUACGGAGUCACCGGGGUCAACUCUGGUGUGAUGCUGAUGAACCUCACACGGAUCCGCAGCACUUUGUUUAAAAACAGUAUGAUCCCAAGCGGCCUCUCAUGGGAGGAUAUUCUACAUCCACUAUAUCAGAAGUACAAGAACCACAUCACAUGGGGAGACCAGGACCUGCUCAACAUCAUCUUCCACUACAACCCAGAGUGUCUCUUCAUCUUCCCCUGCCAGUGGAACUACAGGCCAGAUCACUGUAUGUACGGCAGUAAUUGCAAAGGGGCCGAAAAGGAGGGCGUGUCUAUUCUCCAUGGCAACCGUGGAGUGUAUCACGACGACAAGCAGCCGGCAUUCAAAGUAGUCUAUGAUGCAAUAUGUGAUUUUCCCUUCGAGGACAACAUGUUCCAGUCGCUGUUCUACCCCAUCCAGACCAAGUUCCUGGACACGGUCAACACCCUGUGUGGUCGCAUUCCUCAAGUCUUCCUCAAGCAGAUAGAGAAGACCAUGAAGAAGGCGUUUGACGAGAAAGUGGUCCGACACGUCCGACACAACUGAUGGAGAAACUGUUUUAUUCUGACAGCACAGAGGACCAGGUUGUUUCGUCUCUCAGCACUUAUGUGUUCCUGGAAAGUUAUUGUGAAAUCAUGGUAUGGGUAAUAAUAAGCCUAUGUAUACGGAGAAGCAUACAGUGCUGGUCAGUGGUGCGUAGAAUAGGUUUGCCUUAUUGCCGUCUUAAUACAUCUCAGUUAUGUACGAUGAAAUGCAUGUUGAAAAGUGAACAAAAAAAGACUGCACAAAAUCUUCUUUUUUUUUUUAAAUCAAGAAUUAUAAGCUCUUCAUCUUGAGUGUAGGCUAAAAGCUAAAUGUAUGACGUACUUGUUUAUCUACCUUCUUUUUUAUUUCCUCAUUGACAUACACUACACAGAGCCGACAUUGGACUUUGGAAAGCUUUACUACUUGAAGUAGUAGAUUCAUAAACCACUCCUCUCAAAUCAUGUGAAUGUUUUACCAGCAGAUAACUUGAAAUAUGAGCAUGUGUGAAUGGGAAGAAUUCAUGGUCUGUUCUGCGGCUGCCAAAUGCCACUGACAGUAUUAAAUACAGCACAAAAAAGAGGAAAUACAGACUUUUAUAUAACAAACCGAAUGUUAAAAUGCACUUUCAGAAUGAUAUUAUUAGGACUGGAUGGUUGUGUGUUUGCAACAUGUCCACAUUAGAUGCUACACUGUCUGGAGUUAAUCAAAACCAAAAGUGCUAGCAUUUAAAUAUAGUGACAGCUGAUUAUGUGCCAUAUAAAUAUUCAUGUCUGCCAUGUUUACUAUUACAAGAAAUGAGUGGUAUAGGUGAGUGAGUGUCAUAGUUUUUAAUAUGAUGUAUGGUCUGUUGUGAACACAUGGAUUUUAGCAGCAUUACUUUCAAUGUGGUGUAAUGAUCUAAAUAUAUCAUUUAAACUGGAAACUGAAAAUGGCUGUACAGUCAACAUGUGUUUCUAAAUAAAUCAAUGCAAUGUA
Molecule: messenger RNA, 2452 nt
Organism: Gymnodraco acuticeps
Lineage: Eukaryota; Metazoa; Chordata; Actinopteri; Perciformes; Bathydraconidae
Gene: gxylt2
Product: glucoside xylosyltransferase 2
Exons: 7
Coding region: 167-1498 (443 amino acids)
Biological process (GO): protein O-linked glycosylation via N-acetylgalactosamine
Molecular function (GO): UDP-xylosyltransferase activity
Source: RefSeq, a predicted model, not a curated record